CAACGCGACAACAACACAACUUCCGGCUGAUCCUCACGGACAAGAAACAGGCGGCGUUCCCCUUUCACAGACCGCAACAGAUUUCGUUAAUAACAGCUUAAUAUUGUAUGUUUAAUGGACCAGUAAAGAUCAGUUUCGCGGUACGUGUCAGGAGCAUCAGUGGAUAAAUCGUUGCACUGCGGAUUCAGUCUUCCAGAAGGGUGAGCAUGAGCGAGGGCGAGGUGUUUCAUGAGAAGCAGAGACUGGAGCUGUGCGCCAUCCAUGCCUUGAACAACGUGCUUCAGGAGAGAGUUUUCACUAAAGAGACCGCCGAUGACAUCUGCAAGCGACUUGCCCCGCAGUGUGUAAUGAAUCCACACCGCUCAGUGCUGGGCACGGGAAACUAUGAUGUCAAUGUCAUCAUGGCAGCUUUGCAGAGUCGAGGACUCGCUGCUGUCUGGUGGGACAAGCGCAGGUCAGUACAGAAUUUGUGCCUGGACAAAAUUCAGGGCUUCAUUUUGAAUGUCCCGUCAAGGGUGUCACUGGGAAUUGUGUCUCUCCCACUGAGACGGAGACACUGGCUGGCGGUACGAGAGGUUCACGGACACUUCUAUAACCUAGACUCCAAAUUAAAAGGGCCUGCCUGUAUAGGUGGAGAAACAGAACUCAGGUCAUUUCUUACUGAACAGCUCUCUCAGGAUGUAGCAGAGAUGCUCCUCGUCGUCCAAAAGGAAGUGGACGAAGAUGGAACAUGGCUGAAGCCUGACGACACCAGGAAGUGAUGUAACUGAACAUUCUCUCUCUCUCUUUCUCUGUCAGUGUGGAUUAAAUACUGAAAGAGAAACCCUGAAGGCGCAGCAAGAUCACAUCCACAACCACACACACACACACACACACACACACACACACACACACACAUGCAAAGGGAAGUCCUAGUGUUUUCUCAAAACGAAGGAUUGACGUCGCUCUCCUCUUUUUUUCUCUUUCUCUCCUCUCUCAGGAACUCCAUCUCUCACUUUAUCUCUAUCUAUGCACUCCACUGCUGAAGUAGAUCAAAGAUUCGUCUGUCUUUUGUUACAACUAUGCACAGAAAUGGUACUUUAGAGUCUCGUUCAUUGCCUUUUUAGACGUCCGUGUGCAGAUCUUUUACUAUGCAGAAACACAAGAGGCAAGAGACGGAAGCUCUGUCUCUCGCUCACGUCCUUUUCUUUUGCAAACCGCCUCAUCGACGUCGAGCGAACAAAUGAGAAGAUUCCUGUUAUUUAUUUGAAUUUCUACUCUGUAGUGUAGCGAAUGUUGGAAAUCGUCCUCACUGAUUACUAAUGUUUGUCGAUUGUUAAUGUCGGUUUUGGUGUCAGAGCUGGGUUUUGUUAUUAUAUAAAUGGUAUUUAAUCAAGACGUUGACUGCGUCAGUUGGAUUUUGUUGAGGGAAGGGCGGAGGGGGAAUUUAAGCCCGAUGGGGUAAAUAUGACACUAUAAGUGGACAAAAUUAAUAAAAUGAAUAUGAAUACAGUA
Danio rerio (zebrafish) is the source of this 1494-nucleotide messenger RNA. NCBI's taxonomy places the organism in Eukaryota, Metazoa, Chordata, Actinopteri, Cypriniformes, Danionidae. The record is from RefSeq and is a predicted model, not a curated record.